Messenger RNA from Brassica rapa (field mustard), 2745 nucleotides. RefSeq names its product glutathione S-transferase T3-like. NCBI's taxonomy places the organism in Eukaryota, Viridiplantae, Streptophyta, Magnoliopsida, Brassicales, Brassicaceae. The record is from RefSeq and is a predicted model, not a curated record.
UAACGGUAAAUUGCAAUUAAAAGAAAAUUAAAAAAAGAAGAAAACGCAAGAGACGUGUGUUUUGUCGUCUCGUGAAGGAACGCCUCCUGGUGGACGCGUGUCAACAAACGAGAGGCUGGAGGUUUGGUUACGCGUUAAACGCAUCUCAAACUUGUCUUUCUCUCUCUCUCUCUCUCUCUCUCUCUCUCUCUCUCUCUCUCUCUCUCAAGCUCUCGACGAAGGCGUUAUGUUUGGCGAUUUGAUCGAUUAUGCAUGUGAUUGAGCCUCUUGUUGUUAUGAUCGGUUGUUACAUGUUGAUUCUCGUCGAAUCCUACUCUCGGUGGUUCUCCUCGACGGCGCCGGAGCUUUCACGCAGUGGCUCGUCUCUAAUCAAAAGUGUAUCGGUGGCGACGGAGGUCUCCUCUACGGUGCGGGAGCUCUCCUCGACGGCGACGGAGCUCUCCUCGAUGGCGAUAAAGCUGUAUGUCGGUGGCGACGGAGCUCUCUCACAGUGACUCUCCUCGAAUCGAAGGUAAAGCUUCUGUUGUCUCAUGUUCUGAAAUUUUUUAAAUUUUUCAUGGAUCAAAAUCGAUUUGUUGUAUGGAUGGAUCAAAUUUGAUAUGUUCCAAAAUCACUGAUAAAAUCGUUUUGUAUAAGUUCUGACUUGUUGUUUGAGUGUGUGGGUUUCUCAAAUACAUUGUUGAUCAAGUUAGUAGUCUCUGACUUCCGGUUUCUCUGUUUGUAUGUUUUCAAUCUCAACGAUCCACGGUGCAAGAGGAAGGAACCUCAAAGCAGAAGAGUGCAAAGCAGAGCAAUACAGACUAGAGCAUUGAGUCACGGAGGGUGAGUGAAGAGAAGACAAAAGAGUUCGUCACGGACACUCAUGUCACGGAGCGUGAGUGAAGAAAAGACAAGAGAGAUAGUGAGUCACGGACACACAUAGUGAGUCACGGACACACAUAGUGAGUCACGGACACACAUAGAGAGUUGUAUCACAUUUUGUCUUGUAUUAUAUUGUACCAUAAAUCAUGUCACGGACACAAGUUUUCAAAGGGUGUAUAAAUGAAACUUUAUAAACACAAGUUCUCAAGUUAUUUCAAACUUCCAUAUCAAGUCCACUUCUCUCUCUCAAGUUAUUUCAAACUUCUUCUAUCUCUUUUAUAAACACUUAAUCACUUUCUUCCUUCACAAGUUCUUCUAAAUCUCUCACUUUAUAAACACUUCAACACUUAAUCAAUUUCUUCCUUCACGUUAAACUCUUAAUCACUCUCUAUAUAAACUCUUUUUAAUCACGUUAAUGGCUUCUUCUUCUUCUCACAACACUUUCGAUGAUGCUUUUGAUGAUACAUUUGAUGAUACAUUUGAUGAGCUAUUUGAUCAACAUUUUGAUCAAGCAUUUGAGGAUUUUACCAUUCAAGCAAAUCAAGAAGAACGAAGAAAAAAAAGAAAAAAACGAGCUUAUAUUGAAAGACAUCGUGAAGAAGGGCAUAAUCGUUUAUGGAACGAUUAUUUCAGUCAAACUCCAACGUAUCCUCCUUUAUUAUUCCGACGACGUUUUAGAAUGAACAAGCCAUUGUUCAUGAACAUUGUGGAUCGACUCUCCAACGAAGUUCAAUAUUUUCGGGAAACAAAAGAUGGUCUCGGAAGGAACAGUCUCUCUCCACUUCAAAAGUGUACCGCCGCUAUUCGUGUCUUGGCAUAUGGUUCUGCAGCUGAUACCGUCGACGAAUACCUCCGGCUCGGUGAAACAACAACUCGGUUAUGUGUAGAAAAUUUUGUGGAAGGGAUAAUAAAUUUGUUCGGCGAAGAAUACCUAAGAAAACCAACACCAGCUGAUCUUCAACGUCUACUUGAUAUUGGAGAGUAUCGUGGUUUUCCCGGGAUGAUAGGAAGCAUCGAUUGUAUGCAUUGGGAGUGGAAGAAUUGUCCCACCGCUUGGAAAGGUCAAUAUGCUCGUGGUUCGGGUAAACCAACAAUCGUUUUAGAGGCGGUUGCUUCAUAUGAUCUCUGGAUAUGGCAUGCGUUUUUUGGACCUCCAGGUACGUUAAAUGAUAUCAAUGUUCUUGAUCGUUCACCAGUUUUUGAUGACAUAAUAAAUGGUCAAGCUCCGAAAGUCACUUUCUCUGUCAACGGACAUCAGUAUAAUAUGGCUUACUAUCUCACUGAUGGUAUUUAUCCGAAAUGGUCAACUUUUAUCCAAUCUAUUCGUAUACCACAAGGGCCGCAAGCAGUUUUAUUUGCUCAGCAUCAAGAAGCUGCCCGAAAAGAUGUAGAGCGGGCUUUUGGAGUCUUGCAAGCUCGCUUUGGCAUUGUUAAAAAUCCAGCGAGGAGUUGGGAUAAAGUAAAAAUUGGGAAGAUUAUGAGAGCAUGUAUCAUACUCCAUAAUAUGAUCGUCGAAAACGAAAGAGACGGUUACACUCAAUUUGAUGUUCGAGGGUUCCAACAAGGAGAAGACCAAGGAAGUUCACAUGUUGAUCUCACGUAUUCUACAGAUAUCCCUUCAAAUAUCGCAAAUAUGAUGGGUGUUCGAACAAGAAUUCGUGAUACACAAAAACAUCAACAACUGAAAGAUGAUUUGGUUGAACACAUAUGGCGUAGAUUUGGAGGUGGUGAAGACAACAAUUGAUCUCUGAUGCUUAUUUCAAAUAAUUCUCGUUCAUUUUAAUAAUCUUUGUUUUCAUGUUUUUAAUUUAAAAUCUAUGUUUACUAUGUUGUCUUUUAUUUACUAUUAAAUAUAGGUUUUUAAAUAAAUAUUCAAUAUUAUUU